Vitis riparia (riverbank grape) is the source of this 765-nucleotide messenger RNA. Its product is annotated as proteoglycan 4-like. Bases 1 to 765 code for a protein of 254 amino acids. The record is from RefSeq and is a predicted model, not a curated record. NCBI's taxonomy places the organism in Eukaryota, Viridiplantae, Streptophyta, Magnoliopsida, Vitales, Vitaceae. The transcript has 2 exons.
AUGACAGUUUAUGAUGCAGAGCUAGGAGCUCCAGCUAGACCUGAGCAUCCAGAGAUUUCACAGCCAGAGCAUCCAAAUGAGCCACAACCAAUUGAGUUACCUGUGGACAUGAGAGCACCUGCCCUUGCAAUGCCCUCUACAGGACCUAUGCUUGAGGUUGCACCUUCUGCUCCUCUUACCACACCAAGGACUCCGCCAGUUGCACCAGCUACAUCCGAGCCUCCUCAUCCAUCUGAGUUGAGAGCUAAAACUUCCUCUCCAUCCAGCCGAAAGCCAGCGCCGCGUGAAGCGCCUGUUCAAGCAUCACCCUCUGAGCCUCCGCGGCCAGAAGUUGUUUCACCUCCUGUGAAGGCCACGCCAAAGAAACGCCAGGCCAAGCCGACAUUGCAAACGCCUUCGGCGAGGCGUUAUCUUACCAGGUCAGGGGGCCGUCCCCUGCAAAAACGAGCUAGAGUGGAAAGCUUGGAACCCAUCGAUUUGACAGGGCAAUCCCCUGUUCCAUCUCCAGAGCCAUCUCCGACACCGCAGGCGAAGCCUCAAGCAAGCCAGCCGCCGCCUUCUGAGCCCCAAAUUCAGUCUGAAACAGCUCCUGAAGUGAUACUCAGGCGUCCAAUGCUCACUCAGCCACCAAUUGAAGGCAAUUUGGAUUGCCGAGCUCGACCAUUUCACUCCGAGUUGUACUUUGACAAGCCGCCUUCCAAUUGCGGUCGGAGCUUGAAGGGUCAUUCCAAUUGCUGCGAAGAUAUCGAAUGGAGCAGCUGCUGA